Molecule: messenger RNA, 6656 nt
Organism: Trichechus manatus latirostris (Florida manatee)
Lineage: Eukaryota; Metazoa; Chordata; Mammalia; Sirenia; Trichechidae
Gene: UBXN2B
Product: UBX domain protein 2B
Exons: 8
Coding region: 616-1500 (294 amino acids)
Biological process (GO): nuclear membrane reassembly; Golgi organization; membrane fusion
Cellular component (GO): cytosol; nucleus
Molecular function (GO): ubiquitin binding
Source: RefSeq, a predicted model, not a curated record
AUAAUUUGGUAAUACUAUUUUUUAAAAGGUAUAUAGACCAUGUAUAUCAUUUAUUUGUUCAUUUUCCUAAAAUUCAUUACAUUUAUAUGUCUGAUAGACUUUUAAAUAGAAUAAUUUUGAAAUUGUUUUAUGUACUUUGAUUUUGAAAACUUGAACACCUGAACGAAAUUACUUUAUGAGAUAUAAUAUUGAGAAUAAGCUGACAUUAGUGUGAAACAUCUUAAGGUAUUUUUUGAAAGAAUUGCAGGAGUAUUAUGUAGGUCCAAAUUUGAAAGUAGUUUGUUACUUUAAUACAAUUUUUGAAAAUGUUGAAUAAUUGAAAAUAAUUAAACAAUUAUUAUAACUUGAAUAUAUUCUAAUAUAUGUGAUUUGUUCUCCCAUAAAUAUAUUUGGUUAUUUCUGUUAUAAAAUGAAAGAUGCAGUGACUAUUUUGGAAGAGAGUCAUCUUCUGAAACAGCAGCUUUUAUUUUUUAAUGAGAAAUCGUUACCACUCAAUUAAAAGUUAAUGUUCUACUCAUAACAUCUAUUUGUUUAGAGGAGUUUAUUUCUACUGUCAUACAUUAUACUAAGCCUGUUUUUAUAUAGUUGGCCUUGGCAGGAUUAUGCGAAGAUGAAAUGAAAGGCAAAUCUUCCAGGAGUGAUAGACCUAAAGCUACAGUCUUUAAAAGCCCACGAACACCAUCUCAAAGGUUCUACUCAAGCGAACAUGAAUACAGCGGAUUACAUAUUAUUCAACCCUCAACUGGGAAAAUUGUGAAUGAACUUUUCAAAGAGGCAAGGGAACAUGGAGCAGUCCCUCUGAAUGAAGCCGCAAGAGCAUCAGGUGAUGACAGAUCUAAAUCAUUUACAGGUGGAGGAUACAGACUGGGUAAUUCCUUUUGUAACCGUUCUGAAUACAUCUGUGGAGAAAAUCAGCUGCAAGAUGUUCAGAUUUUGCUUAAACUGUGGAGGAAUGGUUUCAGUUUAGAUGAUGGAGAAUUGAGACCUUACAAUGACCCAACAAAUGCUCAGUUUCUGGAGUCUGUUAAGAGAGGAGAAAUUCCCCUGGAGCUUCAGCGUUUGGUUCGUGGCAGCCAAGUGAGUUUGGAUAUGGAGGAUCAUCAGGAUCAAGAAUACAUAAAACCUAGAUUGAGGUUCAAGGCUUUUAGUGGAGAAGGGCAGAAACUUGGAAGCCUUACACCUGAAAUAAUCAGUACACCUUCCUCCCCAGAAGAGGAGGAUAAGUCAAUACUUAAUGCGGUUGUUCUUAUUGAUGAUUCAGUGCCAACAACAAAAAUUCAAAUCAGAUUAGCAGAUGGAAGUCGUUUGAUACAAAGAUUCAAUAAUACCCACAGGAUCCUAGAUGUCCGAGACUUUAUUAUACAGUCCCGUCCUGAAUUUGCAACUCUUGACUUUAUUCUCGUGACUUCAUUUCCAAACAAAGAACUAACAGAUGAAAGCCUGACACUACAAGAAGCAGAUGUUCUUAACACUGUGAUACUCCAGCAGCUAAAGUUUUAAAGGAAGGAAAAAAAAAAGAUGUUCUAGAAGAAGUGGCAUCCUUUGAUUUCUGGAAAUGAAGCCACCUGGUCAGUUGCCCUUGGUAGAAUUGGGAUUAAGAGAACUAAGGAAUGUGCUUUUGAGGAACUAACACUGUAUGUAAUACCUGCGAUUUUCUGCAUCCCAGUAGUAAAUGUCAUUCUAGAAGAUUACAGAUAAGAAAGAAGAUGGCUCUGUGAAGACGUGGUGGAAACCUGUUAAGUAACUCUGAGUAUUUAGACACAACCAAAGGUAUGCUAACCACUUGUCGUGUAAUCUGGUUGCUUAUAGUAUAAUUUUUCUUAGAGAUUUUAUCCUUAUAUAUAAGAGUUAAAAUGUUGCUAGCCAGAAUAAUAGCUGUCAUUUAGUUCCAUUUUAUUUCUUUUGCGUAAUUUAUUUAACAUUUUUAGCCGUUAAUGCUUCAUUUUAGCAUGUAAAACCUCAUCAUCAUGUAUUUACUUUACUGGUGAUAUUCCCAAAAUAUGAAAGUAUAGUUAAUGAAAUUUAAUCACAGUAAUUUAGGAACAUGCUAAAAUAAUAUGUGAUAACUUUCUCUAACUGAAAAAUUAUAGAAAAUUGGGUGAUGCUAGAGACUUUAAUCACAUCACUCAUGCUUCUGAACUCAGACCAGUUUGAGGAACAGUUGACUUUGGCUACUCUCAGUUUGGCUGAGUUAUAAAGAAAAUUCUCCUUGUCAUAUGUAUUGUUCUUGUUCUCUAAGUUAACUCUAUUACCCAAUCUUCCACGCAAACAAAUAAGGCAAAAGUGACCGGAGUUACAGAUUUCCAAAUAUCCUUUAUAAACAGACAAGGCUUUCUGCAAACAUGUAUGAGUUUCAGUGUUGUUAGAAUUAUUUUCCAGAAAGAAAAAGAUGUUAUAAAACUCUUAAUUUUGAUAAUCCUUACUAGUACCCUAUCAUGUAUGGUAAAAUACUAAGCCAGUACUUAUAAAAUUCCAUAGUCUCUCUUGUUGUUUGACUUAUUAUAAAUACAAAUCUUAAAUAUAUGUAACAUUUAAAAUGGCACUAAAGCUUAUAAGUAUAAGCAAUCAGGAGUUCUCUAUAUACAGUCCUAGAAAUAGGAAAUUACUUUUAACGCAGGCAUCUGAAUCCUUUUGUUUUAGAUGUAAUAAAAAUAGCAGAGUCUAGAUCUAAGUACACUUCUAUGCGUCAGUGAAUGCAUGGCAUAUAUUAAUUUAACUUCCUCAGAUGCAGAGGCCCAAAGCACAAAAACUAUCUUUUUUCUCUACAUUAAUUUAAAAAAAAGGGGCUCUAUCUUAAUUUAAUCUGUUAAUAGUGAAAUUAUAAAAGAUGUUUGAAUUUCUAGAAGUUUUGAAAUUUCUGACAUUAAGUUUUAAUUUCAUACCUGCAAAUAGUUCCCCUCAUUCCACUUUAUGAAUGGACUUCUAAUCAAGGCUUAAUAGGCUUUACUUAAAUAAUUGCCUUUAAGUGUAUGCAAAAACAUGUUUAUUUAUUUCUUCAUUAUUCUUCCUGCCAUAAACAACAGUGCUUACUUUUAAUAGUAAUAUAGAUACCAGAAUAUCUAAAAAUUGGUGCACUAUAUGUUUGUGUUGGGGAAGGAGUAGUAGUGGUUGUGGUGGUUUGUUCUGUUCCUGUACCUCCAGCCAAUGCUUAAACUUUCACUUCCAGUCUUAAUUCUCCUGCCUUUGUCCUCUCAGUUUUUCUUUUCUUUGCUCUCCAUAUACUUGUCAAUAUUACUUCCAAAACUUUCUGACUCUUUGGGAGCUUCCCUGGAGACAAUAAGUUCUCUGUCCUAAAUUGUUGAGGGAGAAGAGCCAGGUGUGGACAGAACCUUGCCAAAGGCAGGGGUGGGAGUGCGGAAAGAUUAGGUCAGAUGACUAUCACUAUGAGGGUUGGAAGAGCAAAGCUGCAGUAACACAGGCAUGUUUUUAAUCAAGAACAUCUUUACAUAUAAAGGUACAUUAGAAUUGUUGCUAAUUCCACUACCAAAUGAAAUAUUUGUUUUUGAGUGAUUUACUACAGAGUUCCUUUAAGUGAAUUCCGAAUGAUUUGAUUACAAAAAGUAGUUUACAUUCAACAUUUUAGGUGAUCUAAUUUGUAAAUGGAGGUACAUUUUUAAAUACUAACAACUGAAAAUCCUUUAUAAACAUAAAUCCUGAAAUAUGAUAUCACUUUGAAUUUUUUUUAGCUUUUUUCCCCCUCUACAUUAUUUCAUAUGGACUUCACUCUUAAGAAGGAGCCCUGGUGGUGCAGUGGUUAAAGCACUUGGCUGCUAGCCUAAAGAUUGGCAGUUCAAACCCACCGGCUGCUCCACGGAAGAAAGAUGUGGCACUCUGCUUCUGUAAAAAUUUAUAGCCUUGGAAACUCCAUGGACACAAUAGGACAAGUUCUGUUCUGUGCUAUAGAGUCACUAUGAGUUAGAAUCCACUCAACAGCCCUGGGUUUGUUUUUGAUCACUCUUAAGAACCCUGAGGGAGAAACAGAAUAAAUUAUCUUCAGGUGAAAAAAAGACUUGCAAAGAAUCACAUUGUGAAUAGUGAUAAAGUCAAUGACUCCACUCUUGGUGUAGUUCUGUUUCCAUUUUUCAGUGUCUGCUCAGUAAAUAUGAUAAGUAUUCAGCAUAUUAAGUAAUUUUCUAAAGGAUAUUCAGCAAAUUUGGUAAUUCUUAAGUUCACCACCAAAAAAGCAUUUUCAGCUGAAACGUUAAUUUAUGAAGAUUUUGUAACUUUGGUUUCUAUUUAAUUCUUAUGGGAAGGGCUCUUAAUGCAUUUCAGUGUUUUCUUAUGUUUUUCCUCAGUGUUUGCUGUUUUUCUGUUUUGUUUUUUAACCUACUCUAGUAUCUUUAUUACAUCAAGACUGAUGUGGCAGAGAAAGCAGGUUGUUUGAAAGGCUCUAACUCUAAUUCUGUGAGAAUAUUAUGUCUGUUUAAAAAAACUGGAGAUAUGAAUUUAAAAUCUUUUUUAAAAUUGAUCUAGUGCAUGAAUCUGGUAUACUUAUUUAACUACAGGUGAGAAAAUCUUAAAAGCCAAAAUAUAGUAAACCAGUAAGAAAUCUGAAAAGUUCUUAAUGCGGGUUUAAAAAAAUGUUAUAUAUUGAGAUUUCUGGGAAGUUGGCAGUGCGAGGAGGUCUAAGAUCCCCACCCUCCUACACAAGAAAAGCAACUAGGAAUCUGUAAUCUCAACUCUGGAAAACUCUGAAAAUUAAGCAGAGAAAGAAUUGCAGCAAUGAACUGUACACUGAAAUAAGAAAAAGAUGUCUUUUAAACAAUAAGAAAACUCUUUUUGCUGUCCCUGCCCCUUUUCUUCUCAGCAUGGCAGCUGAGUGGCUGCAGUGGAGGUGGACCAUGGCUCACAUUCUCAAAAAGGGGGCCUGAUUUCUGGCUUUGGAGUGAUUUGGGCAGACUUGGCUGCAGAACUGUUUAGUAUAUCUGUUCUGAUUUGUCUAGGAGGUGCCUGAAGGACUGACGUUUUGGUCUCACCUGAGUCAGAGCUCACACAGGGCAGGGGAGGGAGCAGUGAGCAGUGACUGAAGACUGUGUAACUACUUGAGAGUUUCUUGCAUAAUUUAAUGCUUUCAAAAGCACUAUGUAUCUGGGGAAAUUGAGAAAGCCACAUGCAUGCUCAGAGCUAACAUUGUAAUUUCUAAUGUCUCAAAUUAAACAACAACAACAAAAAAUCACAGGACAUACAGAGAAAUUGAAAAUGAUGGACUAUUCAAAAGAACAAGACAGAGGGAGAGAAAUUGUCUCUGUGGAAGCCUGGAUAAUAAACAAAUUAGAAGACUUUAAAAAGUACAGUAUUAAACAUGUUCAAAGAACUCAAGGAUAUCAAGAAGAUGAUACAUGAACAAAACAAGAAUAUCAAUAAGGAGAUAGACACUAUAAAAGAGAACCAAACAAUUAGUGGAGCUAAAAAAUACAGUAACUGAAAUGAAAAAAAAAUGGAAGGGUUCAACAGCAGAUAUGACCUGGCAGAAGAAUUAGUGAACUAGAGAAUAAGGCAAUCAAAAUAUUGACUCUGAAGAGCAAAAAGGAAAAAAAAUAAAAAAGCUGAGCAAAGGCUAAGGGAAUUGUAGGACAUUAUCAAGCAAACUAACAUAUACAUCAUGGGAAUCACAGAAGGACAAGAAAGAGAAAGGGACAGAAAAAAUAUUUGAAGAAAUAAUGGCAGACAUUUUCCCAAAUUUGAUGAAGGACAUGAAUCUACAAAUCUAAGAAACUCAAACUCCAAGCAAGGUAAACCCAAAGAGAUCCAAACCAAGACACAUAAUCAAACUCUCAAAAACCAAAGAUUAAACACUCCUGAAAGAGCAAGAGAGAAGCUAAUUAUCACAUACAAGCGAUCCUCAGUAAGAUUAAGUGUCAAUUUCCCCUCAGAAGCUUUGGAGGCAGAAGGCAGUGGAAUGAUAAUAUUUAAAGUGCUAAAAUAAAAGAACUAUCAACCAGUAGUUCUAUAAACAACUAGACCUAACAUGCAUAGAAGCCAAUUCUCAAGUUCAUAUAAAUUUGCAAGGAGCCCCAAAUAGCAAAAACAAUCUUGAAAAAGAACAAAGUAGAUGGACUCACUCUUCUGCUUUCAAAAUGUACUGUAAAGCUACAGUAAUGAAAAUAGUGUGUUUCUGACACAAGAAUAAACAUAGAGCAAUGGAAUAGAAUUGAGAGUCCAGAAAUAAACCCAUACAUCUAUGGUCAAUUGAUUUUUAUACAAUGGUGAUAAGUCCAUUCAGUGGGGAAGAGAAUAGUCUCUUCAACAAAUGGUACUGAGACUAGAUCUCCCCAUGCAAAAGAAUGACGCUGAACCCAUACCUCAUAUCAUAUGUGAAAAUUAACUAAAAAAAUCAAUGAAGGACCUGAAUGUAAGAACUAAAACCAUAAAACUCUUAGAACAAAAUGUAGAUGUAAUGCUUAGGAACCUAAUUUUUGACAAUAGAUUCUUAGAUAUGAUACCAAAAGCUCAAGUAACAAAAGACAAAAUAGAUCAAUUGGAUCUCAAAAAUGUUUGUAUAUCAAAGGACUUUGUCAAAAAAGUGAGACAGAAUGGGAGAAAAUAUUUGGGAACCACGUAUCUGAUAAGGAUUAAAUAUCUGUUAUAGAUCGAAUUAUGUCCCCCUAAAAUGUGUCAACUUGGCUAGGACAUGAUUCCCAGGAUUAUGUGGUUGU